UGGUCAGAAUGGCUGUCGAUCGAGCGUAGGGGUGUCGUAUUGUCGUAAAUAAAUUGUGUGAAAAUCAAUUAAUUCCUAAUGUAAUUUGAUUGUUGAUAGGGAUACGAUUAUUUUGUAAGCAUGAGAUCCCGGGGCUGACAAUCAAAUCUGUAUUGGAGCAGUCUCCAGGAUUGAGCCCCAAGACGUGAUCAACCUGAGUACUACCACCACAUCUGAGCCGUUGAUUUGUGUGGUAUAACGUGAAGAAUGGCGCAGGUCGGAGCUAAUAUGGAAUACCAGGAGUAUAAGUGGGCUUACUCAAUCAUGGACUCCUCCAAGGUAUCGGCGUGUCUCAUCUCGAUGCUGCUGAUUGUGUACGGUAGCUUUCGGUCGCUGAAUAUGGAACGAGAGGCGAGGGAGCGAGCUGAGAGGGAGAGGGAAGCCACACUGCUCGGCGGAAAACCUGCUACUACCAGCUCCAAUUCUAAUUCAAAUGUUCAAACUCUGAACACGAUGCAAGCUCUGUGCUUCCCCCUCGGUUCCUCAGUCGCUCUGCUCAUCAUGUUCUUUUUCUUCGACUCCAUGCAGACGCUGGUGGCCAUAUGCACUGCAAUAAUAGCGUGUGCGGCGCUGGCGUUCCUGCUGACGCCGCUGUGCCAGUACGUGGCGGGCGGCGCGCGCGGCGCCGUGUGCGGCCGGUACUCGGCGCCCGAGCUGGCCGCCGCGCUGCUGGCCGCCGCCAUCGUCGCCGUCUGGGUGCUCACCGGCCACUGGCUGCUCAUGGACGCGAUGGGAAUGGGCCUGUGCGUCACGUUCAUCGCUCUGAUCCGGCUGCCGUCCCUGAAGGUGUCCACUCUACUACUCACCGGCCUACUGCUAUACGACGUCUUCUGGGUCUUCUUCUCUUCUUACAUAUUCACCACCAACGUCAUGGUCAAAGUCGCUACCAGGCCGGCAGAGAACCCGAUGAACGUAGUAGCGCGACGGCUGCAGCUGGGCGGCGCGAUGCGUGACGCGCCGAAGCUGUCGCUGCCUGCCAAACUCGUGUUCCCCUCCAUGCACCACCAGGGACACUUCUCCAUGCUCGGUCUCGGCGACAUCGUUAUGCCUGGUCUACUGCUGUGCUUUGUGCUGCGAUACGACGCGUAUAAGAAGGCUACCCUCGUUUGUCAGAUGGGACAAGUUCCAGGCCCCAGAUCUAUGGGUUCCCGGCUGACGUACUUCCACUGUUCACUGCUGGGCUACUUCCUGGGGUUACUGACGGCCACGGUGUCGGCCGAGGUCUUCAAGGCGGCGCAGCCCGCGCUGCUCUACCUCGUGCCCUUCACCCUGCUGCCGCUGCUCACCAUGGCUUAUGUUAAAGGUGAUCUCAGAAGAAUGUGGAGUGAACCGUUCAUAGCUCCGCCUACCGGCAAGUCGGGCGCAGACUUCGACGUGUGACUGGGUGGAUGCGUGCCCUCCCUUCUGUCUGCGUAGAGCCUGCCCCCCACUCGCCACUGUACAGUUAGGUACCGCUACACCACACCCCGUCUCUGUGUUCUUCAAGUAUCGGUGGAUCUAGGUAAUUAGUAUUAUUCCUUCGCAGCGUGUGAAUACCGAGUUGCACUAUACAUACAUAUAUACUGCUGACCUGUAACUAACUGUACACGCACCACUGGGCCACAUGUGAGUUGAUGUGUUUAUUAUUAUAAUUAUAAAGACAUAAGUUGUACUUUUAGGUUAGUCGAUACGCUUUUGUUUCGUUAGUAAAUGUUAAGUUGAGAAGUUACAGCACAGGGUAACUUGCUGAUUAUGAAUAAACUGUGUAGUGAUCAGGACCAGUGCGAGAGAUUUUGAUUAAAGUAAAACUAUGACAUUACAAUUGGUAUUUUGAAAAUACUCAGUCAUAGCAUUUCAUUAAACUUUUUCUAUUUCAUAUUUUUUUUAUAUGACAUAUAUAGUUGUACUGCAUGUGACAAAUGAUGAAGCAAUUCACUGAAUAGUUGCACAGUAACUGUUUGAGAUUGCUGAGAUAUUAGAAUCAUGCAUGCAGUAUGUAAUGCUAUUGACAGGUUCCAGUUUAGUUGACAGAAUCUACGUAAAAGAGCCGCAACGACAGGCACACGUUUUGUAUGUCUCAUUUUUAUGUUAGGAUCUUUUGUAUGAAUCUCAUUUUUAUUUUACACUUAUACGUACUUUUCUAUGGGUUUUGUAUUGGAAUCAAGAUCAAAUUAGAAAUAUGACAAGUUUGUGAUGUAUCCCUACAUAUUGUAUUAUGAUAUUAUUACAGUUUGGUUCACAAGUGGUCAUCAUUCGUUCCAAUGAUCAAACUUUGUUGUCACUGCCUUAGACUGAUGUUUUCAAUGAAGAUUUUUUCUAUAUGUUGAAUGGAGUAUUAUAGACAAAUGUUAGACUAAAAUAUUAGAUUGUAAGCUACUAACUAUUGUUGUUAUUAUUAUAACAACUGUAUUGUUGUUGUAAAUUAUUUGAUUGAAUUUAAUAAAAGAUGUUAAGACAUUACAUCGUAAGGCGUAUACUUGGUAUGUGUGAUUUAAUUUUUAUAACAAUUUAUAACAUUUUUAUUUUGGAUUUAUUUUAAUAGGUUUAUUUUGUACUAAGUGGUUAUCAUUGAUAAGUUUACUGUGUGCGAGCUAAAUACUAUUAAUAUGAAACAGUAUUCUGACAAAAGUGAUGUAAAAAUAUUAUUGAGGCUUUGUUUAUCAAGUAACAGACACUGUCACUUAUGAAUUUGCUGAUGUCUAUCACAUAGAUAAAAUUUUCUUGCUUUGUAUUCUCAAUGUAAAGUGUAUCCAAAUAGUUUUGGUGUAUUUUAUAGAUAUUUAUAUAAAUAGUCACUGAAGUUUUGUCAUUGAUGUACAUAAACAUAAUUAUGUGAAAUUAAUAUUAAGAUUGAUGUUCCAUUAUUUGCGUCACUGUUUCAUCUCAUCAUUGAUCUUGAGACUAAUAAUGUAAAUAUUUAACGCCCACACAAUUCAUUACCUGCCAAAACUUGGAAAAUUGCAUUUAAUAUUUUUAUAUGUAUCUGUGGGAGUAUGUUUAUUGCUAUAAAUACCAAUAAAAAUAUUAGAUGAAAGGA
Molecule: messenger RNA, 3055 nt
Organism: Spodoptera exigua (beet armyworm)
Lineage: Eukaryota; Metazoa; Arthropoda; Insecta; Lepidoptera; Noctuidae
Source: the annotation of a GenBank genome assembly